This is a messenger RNA of Pochonia chlamydosporia 170, 2490 nucleotides long. Its product is annotated as actin polymerization protein Bzz1. Gene Ontology annotation, molecular function: protein binding. Gene Ontology annotation, biological process: regulation of actin filament polymerization. The record is from RefSeq and is a predicted model, not a curated record. The coding region runs from base 1 to 2490 and encodes 829 amino acids. The transcript is spliced from 5 exons. Lineage: Eukaryota; Fungi; Ascomycota; Sordariomycetes; Hypocreales; Clavicipitaceae.
AUGCCUCCAGACCGUCCACCAGUCCACCUCGUCAUCCACCGCGACGACACAACCGUCACGAUCGUGGGCGUGUAUGCCAGUCUGACGGAUGCGAAUACCGAGUGUAUAUCUCUCGGACAGGAGGCGGGUAUUCAGUUGACGGGGGAGUCGGGGGAGAUGGCGGCGGAGGAUAAGAGGCUCAUGCCUGUUGAGCCGAUGAGGUGGGAUUCUGCGGCGGGGGUGUCAUGCUGGGUUGAGACGCAUCAUACCGGCUCGCCAGUGUAUGAGUGCAGCAAUAAUUGCUCCGUCAUGGCCGAGGUGGAGGGAAUGCCCACCUUCGGCGCUGAGCUAAAGGAUGGGUUCAAGCCAGCUAGCGCCUGGGUUGGCCACGGCAUCGCCUGGCUAGAAGACAUCCAGCAGUUUUACCGCGAGAGAUCCCUCAUCGAGAAGGAAUACAGCGCCAAGCUCAGUGCGUUGGCCAAGAAGUACUUUGAAAAGAAGAACAAGAAGUCGUCGCAACUGAGUGUUGGCGAUACACCGACCAUGACGCCCGGGUCACUCGAGAGUGCCUCGCUCACCACCUGGUCUACCCAACUGACCACCCUCGAAUCCCGAGCUGCCGAGCACGACAAGUAUGGCAGCCUUCUCAUCUCACAAGUCGCCGAACCCCUCAAGUACUACGGCACCCGUUUCGAGGAGCUGCGCAAGCGACACAUCGAAUACGCCGACAAGCUUGCCGCCGAGCGAGACUCAUCCUACGGCGACCUGCGCAAGGUAAAGGGGAAAUAUGACACCGUCUGUCAAGAGGUCGAAGCACGCCGCAAAAAGUCCGAGUCGCACUACGACAAGGCCAAAGCCCAGAGUGCCUACCAACACCAAAUUUACGAAAUGAACAACGCCAAGAACAGCUAUCUUAUCGCCAUAAACGUCACCAAUAAACAAAAGGAAAAGUACUAUCACGAUUAUGUUCCCGAGGUCAUGGACAGUAUACAGGACUUGAGCGAAUUCAAAACCAUAAAACUGAACGGACUGUGGGGGGUGGCUAGCAAGCUGGAGGGUACGAUGCUGCGAGACAGUUCGGGUAUGAUGGACCAUUUGGGCCAGGAAAUUACCCGAAACCUGCCACACCUGGACUCAAUGAUGUACAUGCGACACAACAUGGGAUCCUUCCAGGAACCCGCAGACAAGGAAUUCGAACCUAGUCCCGUGUGGCAUGACGACGCGACCAUGGUUGUCGACGAGACGGCAAAGAUUUAUCUACGAAACGUUCUCAGCAAGUCCAAAUCACAACUAGGCGACUUGCGACGAGAAGUGGACAAGAAGCGGCGGGAAGUCGAAUCCGUCAAGAAAUUGAAGCAACGGGUUCGAGACGGCACCGAGAAGAAGGACGAGGUGGAAGUUGUGCGCUCGCUUUUCGCCAUGCAAGAGGACCUGCAUUCUGUAGACCGACAACGGUUGACCGCCGAAGUGGAAACAGGGACCAUCACAGCCGUCGUUGGAGAUGUGACGCUCGGCGCAAAGAACCACAACUUCAAGAGUCAGACAUUCAAGAUCCCCACAAACUGUGACCUCUGCGGUGAGCGUAUCUGGGGGUUAAGCGCCAAGGGAUUCGACUGUCGAGACUGCGGCUACACCUGCCACAGCAAAUGCGAGAUGAAGGUCCCCGCAGACUGUCCCGGCGAACAGAACAAAGACGAGCGCAAGAAGCUCAAGGCUGAACGCCAGGGAGCUGCGAAUCGCCUCGUGGUCCGGGACCCUGCGGCGCCUUCGCACGUCGCCGACCUUCCGGAUCUGUCAAGGUCAAAUACCAUGAAUUCACUGAGUUCACACUCCGCAAGACGAUCUGUGUCGGGCCAAAUGAGUCCUGCGGAACUAGACGCCGACACUGAAUCACCCGUGGUCGCGAAGCCCAGCAUCUCGCCUAAUCCUACCGGCAACACAAGCGCCCGGAAGAGAAUGGCUGCGCCGCCUCCAGCUGCGUAUAUCAGUGAACUACCAAGCAGUGGUGUCAAUGGCAACGGGACCAAGGAAGAGAAGAAGGGCAAAAUGCUGUAUGCUUUUGACGCAAGUAAUGAUGGAGAACUGUCAGUACAAGAAGGCAGAGAGGUAACCCUCCUAGAACCAGAUGAUGGCUCUGGCUGGGUCAAAGUCCGCGCCGGCUACAAAGAGGGCAUCGUCCCGUCGUCCUAUGUUGAAUUCUCCGCCCCCGCAGUCCCAGCAGCCACGCGCCCCGAAUCAACAUACUCCAACUCAACAACGUCGUCUGCCGCACCGUCAACAGGACCAGGCGGCAAGAAGAAGGGACCGGCUGUCGCGCCGCGCAGGGGGGCCAAGAAACUGAAGUACGUGGAGGCGCUGUAUGAGUAUGCGGCGCAGAGUGCGGACGAGCACUCCAUGGUGGAGGGGGAGCGGUUCGUGCUCGUCAAGGAGGACCCCGGCGAUGGGUGGGUGGAGGUUGAGAAGGCGGGUGUGACGGGGAGUGUGCCGGCGAGUUAUGUUCAGGUUGUGUAG